Molecule: messenger RNA, 333 nt
Organism: Entrophospora sp. SA101
Lineage: Eukaryota; Fungi; Glomeromycota; Glomeromycetes; Entrophosporales; Entrophosporaceae
Source: the annotation of a GenBank genome assembly
AUGAGAAGAGAGGAGUCUUCUGGUGCUUUAAAUCAUUAUUGGAAACCUCCAACAGCAGAAGAAUUAUUAGUUUGUGUCCUUGAUCCAAGAAUCAAAAAAAUCAAAUUUUCAUCUCAAACUAUACAAGGACAAACAUUUACACUUUUAAAAACUAAAUUUAUGGAAUUUUCUCAAAUUGAAUCACAAAUAUCUACUCCUGACAAUUCUAUACCAAAAAAAAUUAUUAAAUCAAAUAAAAUAUAUAAACCAACAUUAUUGGAAUCUACUUUUGAUAGUCAAGGAAAACCUGCAUUAAGUAUGAUUAUAAAUUUUGAAAUUAAUUAUCAGUAUUAA